Molecule: messenger RNA, 4434 nt
Organism: Uranotaenia lowii
Lineage: Eukaryota; Metazoa; Arthropoda; Insecta; Diptera; Culicidae
Exons: 8
Coding region: 107-4339 (1410 amino acids)
Source: RefSeq, a predicted model, not a curated record
AAGCUGCGGUCUGCGCGUGUGAUUUCGUGCAUGGGUUCCGAUUUCCAAUGUUUAAUUCCGUUUUUGCCGGUUAAAUAGUUCUAAAAGCUCACGAUUCGGUUUCAUAAUGGCUCUAAAAGAAGAAAUUCUCGCCCGGCUCAACAACCCGGAGCAAGAUUUUAUCACCAACCUGACCUAUGGGAUAAAGUUAUGGCGGUCCAACAGCUUUUACUAUAUGUCCAAGUACGAGAUCGUUUUUGAGUUCUUUAUUGAUGGAUUGAUGGAUUUUGCGAAGGACGUCUCGCCGGAACAGAUCGAAGAUAAAUGGGCAAUUGUAAACGAAUUUUUGGCUCUCCCAUGCCUUUCAAACGCACUACCCCCAAGAAUAAUUCCUAAGCUAUUGGAGGUGUUAAAAAAACUGAGUGGCAUCGUUGGAGAUAAUCGGAUCGUAUUGGAAAGCUACCUGAUAGUAGCGUUCGAUACAAAGUAUAAAAACUUUUACAAGUUCAAUUUCGACAGCUACACGCAAGCCUUGGCUCUGGCUCUAAUCUGUUUCCGGAAAGUAAUGACUGGGAAAUUUGAUCCAACUCAGGAAGAAGAAACGAUGAAACGGAUUCUAGACGAUUUGAAGAUCUAUGUUGCUACGGCAGGUGAUGAUGCGAAAUGGCAAAAGGCAUUCAAGCUGGUGCUAAGAGAGUUGUGUGAAGUUGUUCUGAUACUCAAAUCAAACGGAUUGGACUACCAAGAGGAGUUGCUGGAACUAUUCAAACGCAUUUUCUUUCAGAAUGGUAGAGCAUCAGAGUACAACCGAAUCACGACAGAAAACACAAAACGUCUACUGAUGGGACAUUUCGAUACCAAAAAGUAUCCGCUUCAUGUUACGGGACUACUCAUCGAAGGAUAUCUCAGAGCGUACAGAGAUACAAAGAUUGACGUGUUGUUGCUUUUGAAGUACAUUUUACUGUACGUUUUUGUGGACCCUGAAAAGUCGCUCAUAUCAGAUAUUCAUGAAAUAUUCCAUCUCGUAAAAUACGUGUUCCAUUUGCUAAAGAAGUAUUUCAUAAAAAUUGACCAGCAACUGGUACAGGAUUUUGAUUUCAAUGGGAUUUUUACAAUCAAAUUGAAAGAGUUUCUACAAAAAUAUGGAAAUUCUGAAGCACAAUUACGAGAUCUCUUCUCACUGAUUUGCACCAUCAAUGAAUAUAAUCCACUAAUUCUAGAAACGAGCAUCAUAGAUAUUUUGCUAAGAACAAUGUUCAUUCCGAAGGAUCCGGAAAUGUUGGCCAAAUAUCAAGACAUGCUGAUAUCCACAAUCGAUUUAUACGUCAAGCUGAAUCGAAGUGAAAAUUUCCGGGAGGAACUUUUUAUGAAACUGGAAGACUAUCUGGAUGACAACGAUUUGGCUGAUAGCUUAAAGGAUCUGCGGAAAACAUCCUUGAAACGGAAGUCAUGUGCUGAUGAAGAACUUUCUACCAAGCGAAGAAAGUUAGAUGAUGGAACAAUUUCUGAAACAAUCGAAUCAAAAGAUCAAUUUGUAUUUUUUGAGGCACUGUAUCCUGCUAAAAUGGAAAUCGUUCAACUUAAGCUCACGCAAACCUGCAAUCAAUGGAAAUCCCUAUCAUUUGCGUGGCCAGAUUCCAACGGUAGAUUGAGCCGUGCCAUGCUGGACUACGUCAAAGGAUUGCUUACGAAACGGAGCUUCAACUAUUGGUAUAAAAUGCAAAAUUUCAUCAGCGACGUGCUUGCAUCGCUUGAAGAGGAGCAAACAGAGACAGAGCUUUUCAAGCUCGAAUUUUCAAUCUGUUGGAUGUGUUAUUUCUUCGCCGGAAAUACCUUGGUUGAGCAAACUAAUUUGUUCUGGGAGAAAUUGAACAAGUUUUUCACUGAGUUCGAUGCAAUCAUGGAGUCUUUUGGAAAGAUUCUUCUUGGAAAUGAUAAUCCAAAUGAACGAGUGCUGAGUUCGUUCUUAAAACUAGCAUAUUUUUAUGGGAAUUACCGAUUGCUUGUUCACUACUACCGGCCCGAUUCCAUUGAGGACACCGACAAUCAUUCAAUUCACAACUUCUUAAGUGACGAGCAAUGGAAACACCUUGAAUCUAUUGUUCCAGUAGAUGAAAAAAGUUAUUUCGAUCGUAUAAAUCUUCAGAAAAUUCGUGCUACAAAACUGAUCGAUGAUUCCUUGGAUGGUGCGAAUCAUUCGGAUACUGUCCAAAAAAUUGUAGAAAAUCCAGAUUUCAAUCAACUUCGUCCGCUGCUGCAGGACCAGUCGUCCUGUGGUUGGUUCCUACAGCUUCUCGAUUCUGAUCGUCAAAUAACUGUCAUAAAUCUGCUCUUCCAAAAUAAAUGUUUCGACGAAAUCACAUUUAUAAUUUCCCAACAAAUCGACGACAGCCAGCUGAUGGCAAUCAUCGUUACGACAAUUGUGAAGGAAAUAAUAGAAAAUGCCUUUGAAAACAGCAGUUCGGCUAUUUCGAAGAAAAUAUCCUUUGACGGCAUUUGGGAGUUCGAUGAAGAACGAUCGAUGAACAAAAUAAAGAAGCUCUUUUCUAAAAAACUAGAAAAAGGUUCUGGCGAUGUUGCUAUUGUUAACAUAGAGAUAGUUCAGAGCUUGUUGAAUAUUUUCGAUACGAUUAGACUGAACGAACUUCCUCAGGAACCAAAAAUUAUCAUAAUAUCAAUCAGUUUGCUUAUUUACGGCGAUCUCUUAAACAGCGAGCAACCCGAAUUGACGUCCAAACUGAAGAAUAUUCUGAACAAACAACUAAUCUUUGGAAUUAUGCCAAAUUUGUUCAAAUAUUUGACCGUCGACAUGCUCAUCGGAAUCUUCGGACAAUUCUCGCCACUGGUGGUGACCAUCUUUCGUCAGACAGCCGUCUAUCUCACCCAGGAAGCCUUCGAAUGUUGUCAAACGAUUCUGGAUCGAUUCCAGGAAUCGCAGUCCCAGGAAGAAACCUUCGAACUGGUGCUGAUGGUUUUCAACUGUUUGCAGAAGAACAAUGCAAAUCGUUUCAAAGCGAUAGAAGCUGAUCAGCUAGCUAAACUUGUGGCCGGUUACGUGGCGGCAAUCGAACAUUUCAUUUCCGCCAAAGAACCAACAGCUCGGAAGCUGCGUAAAUCGGAACCCAAUUUGUUCAACUACCUUCUCAAGGCAUGUUCGUUGGUGAUUCAUUUCAAAGUUGUUUCCAAACAAGAACUUUCUGAAGAGCUACGAAAUAUUUUCCUGGUUUACCUGGAUCAAGCACUCAAAAUGGACAGUAAUUUUUCGAGUGCCCUCCUGAUAAACGCUCUUCAAUACAAAGACUUUCUGCGAAUGGAGCCGGAAACAUUAGAAGUCCUCGUUGAAAACAGAUGGCUGGGAUUCCAAGCCCAACUUCGUCAAGAAAUAACCGAGGAUUCAAACAAGGAAACGGACGAAACUGACAUCGAUGGAAACCUUCUAGUUCAAAAUGUGAAACUGUUUUCAUCCUUUCUGACUCAUCAUCAGCCGGCUGACAAAUUGACUGCUCGUUUUGAACAACUGGAACAGAAAUUGGCGACUGAUUCUAGUCCCAAGGAUAUUCGGUUUGUUCUGAGGGUGUUCGCCACAUUUGCUAAAAAUGCUUUCGUUUCCGGAUUUUCUCAAGAUAUGGAAAAGUCUUUCGUUCGAGCAUUUGGCAGUAUAGUAGCCAACCAUAUCAUGCCUUUGUGCGUGAUGAAAAAUUUCUUCGAGGACAUGGAUUGCCUCGAAGAAAUUUUGGCCUGUUUCGCGGCAGUCGUUGUCAACUCAAAGCUUACUUUAGUUCCUAGUAUAAUGGACAACAUAUUGGAGUUUUUAGGAUGCAUAAGCAUUCGGAAAUUUGUAGUGAAAGAUGGUUCAGAGAAAACGUUUUACAAACUACAUCGUUCUAUUAGCGAAGUUUUAUAUUCCCUACUGGUGACCAGGCCAAAUUUCAUAGUCAAUCGUUUACCCCAUUACUUCUACGUGUACAAUGGUUUGAUUGCUUCCAUUAUAUGCUACAAAGAAGAUCGUCCCUUGGAGAAACCUUUGAAUAGUUUUGAAAUUCUUACCCUAUCGGACUUGAUGCUACCCUUGGAAAAAAUCUCCAACAUGUCUACCCGAAAACUGGAAUCCGAUCUGCGCAUAUUAGCCCCCUACAUUUUGGUACAAAUCGUAAGCUACAUCAUUCAGAGCAAACGGCCGGCUACGCUGCACGAGAAAAUAACCCGAAACGUGUACAACGUGUGCUACGAACUGAUCGGAAUCUACGACAAACAUUCGUCGGAGUUUAUCCUCCGAACCUGCGACGAGGCCACCAAAAACGUGUACACCGACAUCGUGAAAGGAUAUCGUCGGUAUCGUUCGUUCCGGGGUAAAGUGUAAACUUGUAAGUACUCUCAUUCAAUUUUUAUUUUAUUUUACUGUUUACAAGUCGAAACAUGAAAUUUCUAUAUUUUUUGAAAACAUGUGUGUGUGAU